Glarea lozoyensis ATCC 20868 is the source of this 1413-nucleotide messenger RNA. RefSeq names its product P-loop containing nucleoside triphosphate hydrolase. The coding region runs from base 1 to 1413 and encodes 470 amino acids. Gene Ontology annotation, molecular function: ATP-dependent DNA damage sensor activity; ATP binding; DNA strand exchange activity. The record is from RefSeq and is a predicted model, not a curated record. The transcript has 2 exons. NCBI's taxonomy places the organism in Eukaryota, Fungi, Ascomycota, Leotiomycetes, Helotiales, Helotiaceae. Gene Ontology annotation, biological process: DNA repair; mitotic recombination; DNA strand invasion.
AUGACAGACCUUACAGCUGUUCUUCCUGGAUUUCCGACACAUCAAUAUGUGCGCCUGAUACCGUCUCUCGAGAAGCAGAAGAUCACUACCGCAGAUCUUCUUACAUUAGAUUAUGUUGAGGUAGCAAAACGCGCCCAUUUACCCCUCCUCGAUGUGAAGCGGCUAUGUAGUGCUGUACUGGCAGCGUUGCAAACUGAUAUUGGCAUACAUGAGCCUGACGAUGGCAAGGAGAAUGCGGUCAAUCCUACGCUGAGGAAAAGAGGAAGGGAGAUUCUGGGUUGUAGUACCAUCAGCACUUUGGAUGAUGAUCUAGACCGCGCGUUGGGAGGAGGAGUACCUACGGGAUACAUUACGGAAAUCACAGGCGAAAGUGGUGCAGGGAAAACCCAGUUCCUCAUUACCCUCCUCCUCGCGGCGCAACUCCCUGCUCCCCAAGGCCUCUCUAGUCCAGCCCUGUAUAUCUCAACAGAAUCAGCGUUACCAAUUAAGCGUCUUACCCAGCUUCUUCAGUCUCAUCCUGCGCUCGUAAAUCAUGCUUGCAAGCCGACCUUGGACCGCGUCCACUGCAUAGUAGUCAACGACCUCGAAGCCCAAGACCAUAUCCUUCGUUUUCACCUCCCAGUGCAGAUCAAAAAACAUGGCAUCCGGCUUAUCAUACUCGAUUCAGUGGCAGCAAACUACAGAGCCGAGUUUGAAAGACGAGGUGUAUCAGGCGGUCAGAAUAGUGGUGCGAAUAUGGCGCAGCGGUCAGCAGAAUUAGUGAAGCUAGGACAACUUCUGCGAGAUGUAGCUCGAGAAUACAAUAUUGCCGUUGUAGUCGCAAAUCAAGUUGCAGAUCGAUUCACGGGUCACAGUAGCCAUGGUAGCGAUAUGUCCAAUGGUAACAGUAGUCCGAUCAUACAUCGGAAUGCCACCCAAAGCAGCCCUCUAGCCCGGAGAGGUGCGCAACCAGCAGGAUAUCCAUCUAGCUCGCUGGCUCCUCCACCAAACUCGAGCGCUGUUCCCCUCCCAGCAUCCCAGCGACCAUUCUCCACCACGCCGGAUCCAUUGUCCCUUGACCAUCAACAACGAUGGUUUACGGGCUGGGGAGACGACCCAUCUCCUUAUUCACUGAUAUCGAAGAACAUGAAAACUCCUAGUCUGGGUCUGGUUUGGACGACACAAAUUGCCUGUCGUAUCACACUUAUCAAAAGACCGAUUUAUGGGAGGGCGAUCGUGGUUGAGGAAGAGGAUGUACCUUCCCUAAGGAGGUGGAGACGGUGGAUGAAGGUUGUGUUUGCUCCCCAUGCUAGGGAGAGUGGAGCUGGAUUGAGAGGAGCGGUGGAAUACGAGAUCAAAGGGGAAGGGUUGAGAGCUGUUAAGCGACAGGAUGGAGAUGAGGAUGAAGAAAAUGAAGAGACGUUGCCGGUGUGA